This is a messenger RNA of Gastrolobium bilobum, 1436 nucleotides long. RefSeq names its product glycine dehydrogenase (decarboxylating), mitochondrial-like. The transcript has 11 exons. The record is from RefSeq and is a predicted model, not a curated record. Lineage: Eukaryota; Viridiplantae; Streptophyta; Magnoliopsida; Fabales; Fabaceae. Gene Ontology annotation, cellular component: mitochondrion; glycine cleavage complex; apoplast. Gene Ontology annotation, biological process: glycine decarboxylation via glycine cleavage system. Gene Ontology annotation, molecular function: pyridoxal phosphate binding; glycine binding; glycine dehydrogenase (decarboxylating) activity. Bases 1 to 1413 code for a protein of 470 amino acids.
AUGGUGGUGAUCCCACUGGGAUCUUGUACAAUGAAGCUGAAUGCAACAACUGAAAUGAUGCCUGUGACAUGGCCCAACUUUACUGAUAUUCACCCUUUUGCACCAAUUGAACAGGCUCAAGGUUAUCAGGAAAUGUUCAACAAUUUGGGAGAUCUGUUGUGUACCAUCACUGGGUUUGACUCCUUCUCUUUGCAACCAAAUGCUGGUGCUGCUGGAGAAUAUGCUGGACUGAUGGUUAUUCGUGCAUAUCAUUUGGCAAGAGGUGACCAUCAUCGUAAUGUUUGCAUUAUACCUGUCUCAGCACAUGGCACAAAUCCUGCUAGUGCUGCUAUGUGUGGAAUGAAAGUUGUCUCUGUAGGAACUGAUGCGAAAGGAAACAUUAACAUUGAAGAGUUAAGGAAGGCUGCUGAAACACAUAAGAAAAACUUAUCUGCACUUAUGGUAACAUAUCCUUCAACCCACGGUGUUUAUGAAGAAGGUAUUGAUGAGAUUUGCAAGAUUAUUCAUGAUAAUGGAGGCCAAGUAUAUAUGGAUGGUGCCAACAUGGAUGUUCAGGUGGGACUUACAAGCCCUGGUUGGAUUGGAGCAGAUGUUUGCCAUCUCAAUCUCCAUAAGACGUUUUGCAUCCCUCAUGGAGGAGGUGGCCCUGGCAUGGGUCCUAUUGGUGUAAAGAAACACUUGGCACCAUUUUUACCUUCACACCCUGUGGUACCCACUGGUGGAAUUCCUGCCCCUGACAAGUCACAACCACUUGGUACAAUCUCUGCUGCACCUUGGGGCUCAGCACUCAUAUUACCAAUCUCUUACACUUACAUAGCCAUGAUGGGUUCUAAAGGACUCACCGAUGCAUCAAAGAUAGCCAUUUUGAAUGCAAACUACAUGGCAAAACGAUUGGAGAACUAUUACCCGGUUCUUUUCCGUGGAGUCAAUGGAACAGUAGCUCAUGAAUUCAUUGUCGACUUAAGAGGCUUUAAGAACACUGCUGGAAUAGAACCUGAAGAUGUUGCAAAGCGCCUCAUGGACUACGGAUUUCAUGGACCAACAAUGUCAUGGCCUGUGCCUGACACACUCAUGAUUGAGCCCACUGAAAGUGAAAGCAAGGCUGAGUUAGACAGGUUCUGUGAUGCUCUUAUUUCCAUUAGAGAAGAAAUUGCUGAGAUUGAGAAAGGAAAAGCUGAUAUUAACAACAAUGUACUUAAGGGAGCCCCUCAUCCACCAUCACUGCUCAUGGGAGAUGCAUGGACAAAACCAUACUCCAGGGAAUAUGCAGCCUUCCCAGCUUCAUGGCUCCGUGUUUCAAAGUUCUGGCCUAGCACAGGACGUGUUGAUAAUGUGUACGGUGACCGCAACCUCAUUUGCACCCUUCUGCCAGCAUCACAGGUUGUUGAAGAACAAGCUGCUGCCACAGCCUAGUCUUCCAUUGACAACUAUUUUCA